Molecule: messenger RNA, 804 nt
Organism: Nakaseomyces glabratus
Lineage: Eukaryota; Fungi; Ascomycota; Saccharomycetes; Saccharomycetales; Saccharomycetaceae
Gene: TRS33
Product: Trs33p
Biological process (GO): regulation of GTPase activity; endoplasmic reticulum to Golgi vesicle-mediated transport
Cellular component (GO): cis-Golgi network; TRAPP complex; trans-Golgi network
Source: RefSeq, a predicted model, not a curated record
AUGGAGAGACGUGAGCCUACUGAACACCAAAGUGCCCAGCAGCAGGCGCAACUGUUUGAGAAGUCCCUACCAAAAGUGAACCAAUUGGCUUUCAAUAUGCUGCUGAAUGAGCUCGUUCCUUUAUCGAUGGCAGUUGAGAACGAUAUACAUGAUAUGGCUGUGAAGGAUAGCAAUGCGGAGGAUGUUACAGUUGAAGUGCUUGCUGGAGAUGUUGAUAAGAAGGUAGUUUUAAAGGAUGAUGAUACAGAAGAGGAAAAAGAACAGGCUCCAAAGUAUAAGAUUGGUGAGCAAAGCCAUAAACUCAUACAGCAGAUAUAUAACUUGGAUGAUGAGUAUCGGAGCAAUAGUGUAGCGGAGAGGAUACAGAACGUCGGAUUUCAAAUAGGCUCGAAGCUAUGCGAGUUGUUAGUAUUUAGCAACAACCCCACUAUAUCAUUCAGGGACAUGGAUCUUCUGGCAGUAAUGAAAUUUGUGUGUCGAGAUGUAUGGAAGCAAGUAUACGGUAAGCAGAUAGAUAAUUUAAAAACCAACCAUAGAGGCACUUUUUACCUAUUGGAUUACGACUAUAAACCUAUACAGACAUUUGCUCUCGAUCUUGAUCCAGAACAGCAGGAAAAAGAAUUAAAAUUAGUAGAGCCUUUCUUAGAGAUCCCUGUUGGUAUAAUAAAAGGUGUUCUGUCUUCGUUGGGAUUUCCAAAGGAUGAAGUUAUAUGUGUGACAUCUUUUGUGGAUAGACCGGAUGAUCGUCCCAGAAGUUUAUUUCCAAAAGGUGUCAGUUUUCAUGUACAAGUUAAUAGACGUUAA